CGGUUGGUGCUAGCUCCCCCGUAGCUCCGGGCUCUCCUCUGCUCACGGUCUCACCCGGGCGCUGUUGCGCGGUGCGGCCCCGGUGUGUGAGCGCUUACGGCCCUGGUUACGGGCAUAGCGGUGGUUGCCUCGUGCUCCGGGGGUCGGCGCGCGCCGCACGGGGGGGGAUUCUCGCCAUGUCGACGGAUGAAGUGAACGGUCUGUGCGAGCAGCUGGUGAGGGCGGUGACGGUCAUGAUGGACCCGAGCUCCACCCAACGUUACCGCCUCGAAGCCCUCAAGUUCUGUGAAGAGUUUAAAGAAAAGUGUCCCAUUUGUGUCCCAUGUGGCCUGAAGUUGGCUGAGAAAACACAAACUCCUAUAGUUAGACACUUUGGCCUUCAGAUCCUGGAACAUGUUGUCAAGUUUCGGUGGAACAACAUGUCUCGUCUAGAGAAGGUAUUUCUAAAGAACAAUGUCAUGGGGCUGAUAUCAAGUGGGACUCAAAAUAUUUUGGAGGAAGAAAGCCACAUUAAAGAUGUUUUAUCUAGAAUUGUGGUGGAAAUGAUCAAGCGAGAAUGGCCACAGCAUUGGCCCGACAUGUUGAAAGAAUUGGACACCCUCUCCAAACAAGGGGAAACACAGACAGAACUAGUGAUGUUCAUCCUUCUGCGACUGGCAGAGGAUGUGGUGACUUUUCAAACACUACCCCCUCAAAGAAGAAGGGACAUCCAGCAAACACUAACCCAGAACAUGGAAAAGAUCUUCAGCUUUCUGCUUAAUACUCUUCAACAGAACGUGAACAAAUAUCGGCGAAUGAAAACAGGUACUUCACAGGAGCCAAAGGCCCAGGCUAACUGCAGGGUAGGGAUAGCAGCACUCAACACCCUGGCAGGCUACAUUGACUGGGUGGCCAUGAACCACAUUACAGCUGAAAACUGCAAACUCCUAGAGAUGCUGUGCUUGCUUCUGAACGAACCUGAACUUCAAGUAGGAGCAGCUGAAUGUCUCCUAAUUGCAGUCAGCAGGAAGGGUAGGUUGGAAGACCGGAAGCCUUUAAUGGUCUUGUUUGGAGAUGUUGCCAUGCAUUAUAUACUCUCUGCUGCUCAGACUGCUGAUGGUGGAGGCCUGGUAGAAAAACACUAUGUUUUCUUGAAGAGACUUUGUCAGGUCUUGUGUGCUUUAGGCAGCCAACUAUGUGCUUUACUGGGCACUGAUUGUGAUGUUGAAACACCAGCCAACCUUGGAAAGUACUUGGAGUCUUUUCUGGCUUUUACAACUCAUCCAAGCCAGUUUCUGCGAUCAUCAACUCAAAUCACUUGGGGAGCCCUUUUCCGGCAUGAAAUCUUAUCCCGGGACCCUCUGCUUUUAGGAAUGAUUCCCAAAUAUCUCCGUGCCUCUAUGACUAACUUGGUGAAGAUUGGCUUUCCCUCUAAAACAGAUAGCGCUAGCUGUGAAUAUUCUCAAUUUGACUUUGACAGUGACGAGGACUUCAAUGCCUUCUUCAACUCAUUCCGAGCUCAGCAGGGAGAGGUGAUAAGAAUGGCCUGUCGCCUGGAUCCCAAAACUGGUUUUCAGAUGGCUGGGGAGUGGUUAAAGUACCAGCUUUCAACACCUGUGGAUACUGGGCCAAUGAACUCUAGGACUGGAGAAGGCCUAUGUUCAAUCUUCUCUCCCUCUUUUGUACAAUGGGAUGCCAUGACCUUCUUUUCAGAAAGUGUGAUUAACCAGAUGUUUCGAACUUUAGAUAAAGAAGAAAUUCCAGUGAAUGAUGGCAUAGAGCUGUUGCAGAUUGUACUGAACUUUAAUACCAAGGAUCCCCUCAUCUUGUCCUGUGUCCUCACCAAUGUUUCAGCACUCUUUCCAUUUGUCAGUUACAGACCAGAGUACCUGCCCCAGGUCCUUUCUAAGCUAUUUUCAUCGGUCACUUUUGAAAUCAUCGAAGAAAGUAAGGCUCCCAGGACUCGUGCUGUGAGGAACGUGAGAAGACAUGCGUGUUCUUCUAUCAUCAAAAUGUGUCGUGACUAUCCUCAACUUGUUCUGCCCAACUUUGACAUGCUUUAUAACCACGUAAAGCAGCUGCUUUCCAAUGAGCUGCUCCUGACACAAAUGGAAAAGUGUGCCCUUAUGGAAGCCUUGGUCCUAAUCAGCAAUCAAUUCAAGGACUACAAGCGGCAGAAAGUUUUCCUGGAGGAGCUGAUGUCACCAGUUGCCAACCUCUGGCUUUCUGAAGAGAUGCAAAGAGUGCUAUCAGAUGCUGAUGCUUUUAUUGCCUAUGUGGGUGCUGAUAACAAAAUCUGUGAACCAGGCUUGGAAGAUGCCAAUGGUCUAAAUCGUUCACGAAUAAGCUUUUGUGUAUACACUAUUCUGGGAGUUGUGAAACGGGCUCGCUGGCCCACAGACCUGGAAGAGGCCAAGGCUGGAGGUUUUGUGGUUGGCUAUACUCCAAGUGGCAAUCCAAUCUUUCGUAACCCUUGCACCGAGCAGGUGCUGAAACUUCUUGACAAUUUGCUCGCUCUUAUAAGAACCCACAAUACUUUGUAUACACCAGAGGUACUGGCUAAACUGGGAGAUAAUUUCUCAAAGGCUUUGGAUAUGCUCGAAGUAGAAAAGAAUGCUAUCUUGGGACUUCCUCAGCCUCUCCUAGAACUCUAUGACUCUCCUGUCUACAAAACAGUCUUGGAACGAAUGCAGGGUUUCUUUUGCACUCUUUAUGAGAACUGUUUCCAUAUCCUAGGGAAAGCAGGUUCUUCUAUGCAGCAAGACUUCUACACUGUUGAAGACCUUGCCACCCAGCUUCUUAAUUCUGCCUUUGUCAACUUGAAUAGCAUUCCUGACUACCGACUCCGACCCAUGCUUCGGGUUUUUGUGAAACCUCUGGUGCUGUUUUGCCCUCCAGAGCAUUAUGAAGCCCUUGUAUCUCCCAUCCUUGGACCCCUGUUCACCUAUCUGCAUAUGAGGCUUUCCCAGAAAUGGCAAGUCAUCAACCAGAGGAGUUUACUAUGCGGUGAAGAAGAGACUGCAGAUGAAAAUCCAGAGUCUCAAGAGAUGUUGGAAGAACAACUAGUGAGGCUGCUUACUCGUGAAGUCAUGGACCUGAUUACUGUUUGCUGUGUUUCAAAGAAAAGUGCUGAACACAAUACUGCUACCAAUACCACCACCACCAAUACCAACACCGCAGCUGAUGGAGAGGAUGAAGAGAUGGUUUGCACAGAGGUGGCCCCCUCAGCUAUGGCUGAGCUCACAGACCUGGGCAAAUGCCUGAUGAAGCAUGAGGACGUGUGCACGGCACUGCUCAUCACAGCCUUCACUUCCCUAGCCUGGAAGGACACCUUGUCUUGCCAGAGGACCACCACCCAGCUCUGCUGGCCUCUGCUUAAACAAGUACUCUCAGGAACACUCCUGUCUGAUGCAGUAACAUGGUUUUUCACCAGUGUGUUAAAGGGUUUGCAGAUGCAUGGGCAACAUGAUGGCUGUAUGGCUGCACUUGUCCACUUGGCCUUCCAGAUAUAUGAGGCAUUGCGCCCCAGAUACCUGGAAGUGAGAGCUGUUAUGGAACAGAUCCCAGAAAUACAGAAGGAAUCUCUGGACCAGUUUGACUGCAAGCUACUGAACCCAACACUGCAGAAAAUUACUGACAAGCGCAGAAAGGAUCACUUCAAACGCCUCAUUGCUGGUUGUAUUGGGAAACCUCUAGGAGAACAGUUCCGUAAGGAGGUUCACAUUAAGAAUCUCCCAUCGCUCUUCAAAAAACCAAAGCCGUUGCUGGAAUGUGAUGUGCUGGAAAAUGAGGAUGGAUGCUUGAGCACCAUCUUUGAACCCUGAUGUGGCCAUCUGAACAAUUUUCCCAGGCCUUCUUUGUCAUCUCUUCUCCUUCCCCUUCAUAGCUAACCUGUAGCUCUGUCUCCACUGCCUCCUCUUCCAGUGCUGACCUGGAGAAAGAACCAGGCUUGGGGAUGGAGAGCCAAUAACUGGCUCCAAGAAGAAGCCAGAAGCAAUUACAUUGGUGUCAUUUUCAAGGGAGUUAGGACUUAUGUUAUUCUGUCUAGUUCUCCCAAGAUGUUUCCUAACCCACUCAGAGCUCCAUAUCUGAGCAUUUUCAAGAGAAGCCAUGAGCAGAACUGUAGUUCCUUGUUGUCAUUUUUCCCUUUUCCCUUUCCAAGUACCUUCUUUGCACCAUAUGUAGAAUAUGGGGUUGGGGUGUGUGUUUCAUCUAAACUCAGCAAGUCCUAGUACUGCCACUGGUUUGUGGCUGCACUACAGGCACAGAGACUGGUACAUACACCUUUUCUUGGCAACUUCAACCCACGUGCUGAGGGAAGGGGGGAUGGGAGGCAGACCUGUUUUGUUGCUGGGUUGGGAGGAUAGCAAGUGAAGUGCAUGGACUGUCUACAAGUGACUGAGACCAAGAACAAGAUCCCUUCAGAGACUUCGCCAAACCUGGGUCCUCACCUCAGGGCCCUUGCCUUUUCUAUGCUGAGGAAAACCUCCUCGUUACUAAUGAGAUGACAUCUACUAGUCAUCAUUAAUGACUAGUAAACUUCAUUCCCUCAUUAGCAAGGGUUCCUCAGGAGCAAAAGCCACAAUCCCUAACUUGUUCACUUGAUGCUCAGGUGCUUUAUGGGCAUCCAAGGUUAUUGACAGAAUUAGGCAACAUCUAUUCCUAAGAGCUAAGCCCAUUGGCUUUUUCUCCCAUGACUUGGCCCUUGUGGCUUGGUUCCCAUGUAACCUAGUUCAGGUGCCUUUAAAUAAGUUCAUGGCUUCUGAAGUUCCAACUGCCUACAGGACUUUUUCCUUAUAAAUACCACCAUUCAGUCAGGGAUCAUGAGAACUACCCAGUUUUGAAAAUCCCAUUGUAGGGUUAUGACAAAAAUGAGCUGGAAGUGUUUUUGGCAAGAGGAUUCUAUAGUUCAUGGACCCAUAGGUUAGAUAAGAACAAGGGAAAGCUGGGAGAAGGGGUUACAAAUCCAGAAUAUCUAUCUGUACUGCACAGACUUGCUGUCCUCCACACACGCUCGAGCGUUCUGUUGUAUUUUUAGGUUUUUCUGUUGACCACAAAGCCAGUUUUGAAACAUGCCUUCUUCUAGCUUUGAA
Vombatus ursinus (common wombat) is the source of this 5072-nucleotide messenger RNA. It is a transcript of the gene XPO5, whose product is annotated as exportin 5. NCBI's taxonomy places the organism in Eukaryota, Metazoa, Chordata, Mammalia, Diprotodontia, Vombatidae. Gene Ontology annotation, molecular function: nuclear export signal receptor activity; RNA binding; small GTPase binding. The coding region runs from base 177 to 3803 and encodes 1208 amino acids. The record is from RefSeq and is a predicted model, not a curated record. The transcript is spliced from 32 exons. Gene Ontology annotation, cellular component: cytoplasm; RNA nuclear export complex; nucleus. Gene Ontology annotation, biological process: protein export from nucleus; RNA export from nucleus.